AUAGCGUCAGCGUAACGGUCUCUCGGCUUCGGUGCGUGACAAAGCAGGCAAAGUGCGCGCCGCAUACGUGCGUCAGCUCGGAAAAGAAAUGGAGGACGUUUUGAACGAGGUCGUCUCUUCCGAGGAUCUAAAGAAAUUCGAAUCUGUGUACAAUCAGCAGUUACACUCGUCCUAUGUUACGCAAAAAGCACAAUUCGAAUACGCCUGGUGCCUUGUGAGGAGCAAGUAUUCGGCGGACAUUAGGAAAGGAAUAUUGCUGCUGGAGGACCUCUAUAGCAAUCACGAUACGGAGAAGCGCGAUUGCCUGUACUACUUGGCCAUUGGAAAUGCCAGAUUAAAGGAGUACUCCAAGGCGCUCUCCUAUGUCAGAGCAUUCCUUCAGAUUGAACCCGCGAAUGUGCAGGUGCAACAUCUGGAGACGUUGAUAAGGAAGAAAAUGGAAAAAGAGGGCCUUAUGGGUAUGGCUGUCGCGGGAGGUGUUAUUAUCGGUGUCGCAAGUAUUCUAGGACUGGGCAUCGCGAUGGCAAAAAAGCAUUAGUUACUCCUAAAAAAAAAGAAACUAUUAGAACUGUGACUAUGCGAUUACAAUUGUGAUGUAACUUGUUUGCGCGAAAUGGUGUGUAACUUGCGUCUCGUAAUUGCCGUUAGAGCCGGUGAAGUCUCAAAUGUACUAGAACGUUGACCAAAUCCAAUAAAUGUCAUUUGUAAAGUUACUUCUCUAUUAAUCACAAAAAAAGGAGAACAAGAAGAAAAACCGGCUUAUAAAUACGAUUUGUUUAAUCAUUUAUGUUAUUAUUUAUAUAUUUAAACGUAUCACGCAAAACAAAACUUUUUGUCAAAAGUAUCUGUUCAAAAAUCAAACCAAUUUAAUUUUCACUACAUUUGUUGAAGUUAUAUGCGAUUAAUUUUUUUUUACAUUCCGAAGUUACAUGCGAUUAUUUUGUAUAUUGUAUACGUCACACAUAUCACACAUGGAUAUGGAUAUAUCACAUAUGAAUUAUGGAUAUACGUGUAUUCAUGAUGUUUUGUAUUUAAAAUUUUAUUUAUACGCGAGUGUGUUUAACUGGAGUGUACCAAAGCGUUAAAUAAAAUUACCGAACGAUAAGAGCUAUAGCUUUUGUAUAUAAUUAGGGUUGUAUUUACAGUUGUAUGCGCGUAUUGAUUUAUGUUGUUAUCGGAUCCUUUUAAUAAAAGUCAAUGUUUGAAGCUA
Temnothorax curvispinosus is the source of this 1210-nucleotide messenger RNA. RefSeq names its product mitochondrial fission 1 protein (gene Fis1). Gene Ontology annotation, cellular component: peroxisomal membrane; mitochondrial outer membrane. Gene Ontology annotation, molecular function: protein binding. Bases 89 to 538 code for a protein of 149 amino acids. The record is from RefSeq and is a predicted model, not a curated record. NCBI's taxonomy places the organism in Eukaryota, Metazoa, Arthropoda, Insecta, Hymenoptera, Formicidae. Gene Ontology annotation, biological process: peroxisome fission; mitochondrial fragmentation involved in apoptotic process; mitochondrial fission. The transcript is spliced from 4 exons.